Messenger RNA from Penaeus vannamei (Pacific white shrimp), 9780 nucleotides. RefSeq names its product E3 ubiquitin-protein ligase hyd (gene hyd). Gene Ontology annotation, molecular function: zinc ion binding; RNA binding; ubiquitin-ubiquitin ligase activity. Gene Ontology annotation, cellular component: cytoplasm; nucleus. NCBI's taxonomy places the organism in Eukaryota, Metazoa, Arthropoda, Malacostraca, Decapoda, Penaeidae. Gene Ontology annotation, biological process: positive regulation of canonical Wnt signaling pathway; protein polyubiquitination. The record is from RefSeq and is a predicted model, not a curated record.
AGAAUGAUCGCAUCUUGUCGCUGCACACCUGUCAACUCUAUACAUGUGCUUGGUGUGAGUCUGGUUCCCUGUUUUGGUGGGGUGUACUCCCAUUCAACCAACGCAAGAAACUGUGGGAGAAAUUCCGUAGCAAAAGUCGUAAACAGAGAUCAGAGAUCACAGAAGGAGUACAAGUAGGCAUGAGGUCCUCACCCAUGUACCAUCCAGGAGCUCUUGCCUUUUCUACUUCGGGAGGUGUGCCCAAGAUUGGUCAGUUGCUAAAUGCUGCCUGGAAUCUUAGCGACACUUGCAGAUUUAAGAUACUUCCUCCAGGAGGUGUAAAUAGUGGAUGUAACAAUAGUAGUGCGUCCAGCAGUACCAGUGGAAGUGGAAGUAGUGGUACCAGCAGUGGUUCCAGUACCAGCUUUCAGGGUGCUGCAGGCUCAACAUCAACAUCUCAGAAUGCUGCCACAAGUAACAGCGGUAGUUCCUCGAGUGGUAGUAGUGGAAGUGGGGAGAAGAAAACUGUGGCAUCAGAAGUCCUUGGACCAGUUGCAAAGAUCCUGAAGUGUGGUGACAGCAAGGAGUCUUCUGAUAAGCUUGACAUGCCCCCUCCACCUUCACCUGCUUCUAGCACAUGCUCUGACACUGGAUCUAUUACGUCCCCUGCUUCAUACAAGCGUGGAAAGAGACCAACACCUCGCGAUGACAUAGAGAGGUUUGACGAGGAAGAGUGGCCAUUAAGAGAUGUAAUAUUUGUUGAAGACACGAGACCAGUGCCAAUUGGAGAAGUGCUGGCAGUUGAUGGCAACCAGGUGGUGGUUGUGCCACAGACAAAAGAAGGCAAGGGCAACCUGCGUGUCAUACACCGAGACCAGCUGCAGGUUAUCCGUGCAGGUGGCAACCCUCGUGUUCCAGACUGUUAUCAGAAAACUCCUAAGCGCAUUCCUGUCAGCGAGCAGGGCCAGAUUCUCACUGUGGCUGUGGAUGGCAGAGGCAUUCACGCCAUUGUCAGGAAUGGCAGUCGCUUGACAUAUGUCAUAUACAAUCUCAGCUCUGGGAAAUCAGAGCAGGAAUGUGUAUUUCCAACUGAGAGCACAGCAUUCAUGGGAUCAGAACCAUCUGCCAUAUCACUUACUAUUAAUGGAGAGAGUGAAAACGUUGGUGUGCUUCGUGAUGGUAAUAGUACCAUCUACCCUCUGAGCAAAGAUUGUGUUGACUCCAUCAAAGACCCUCACUGGCCUGAUCUACCUCCAGUGUCAUGCUUAGGUGUAGCCACACAUUUCUUGCAUGGGGCUGGUGCUCACCAGAAGAACCAUGUUGCAUUACUGGUGCUGGCACUCAAGACACAAACUCUGAUGCCAAAAAUCCUGCGAUGUGAUCCAGAAGGUGUUAGGCAGGUCUUGGCUCUCAUUGAAAGUGACAAUGGAGCUGGUAUGACAAGUUUAACAACAGAGGGAAUAGUAGAAGAAAAGUGUGACGGAAACCGCAACAUCCUGCAUGCAUGUAUAUCUACUUGCUGUCCAGUUACAAGCAAAGAGACCGAAGGGGAAUCUGUAUUAGAGAAAGAUCCUAUUUUGGGUAGCUUUGCUUGGCCCCCUAGCUCAUCUGACACCCUCAGUGACACAGCUAGUGCUGCAGGGCCAGAGGAUGACCUCAUGACCCCAUCUUCCUCCAAAACCACACCAGGGCCAAGCAUGCCCAACCUAGGAACAUCAGACCCUGCAGAGCGUAAAUCUUAUUCUCUCACUAUCCUGAGAACCAUCUGUGACAGCCCAGCACUAACACCACACUUGAGGAACCUGCUCAUUGCUCGUGACUCAAACGGCUUUACUCCCUUCAUGCUGGCUGUCUCUGGUCGGGCGUAUCAGGCAGCCCUCAUCCUUUUUGAUGUCAUUCACAGGGUGGCACAUGAUAGUGCUCUUGAUGCUGAGAGCGAAAGACGUGCUGUCAUGCAAAUGAUAUUCCCAAGGGGCAGUAACCCAGAUGACUCGCCGCUUCAUGUCCUGUGCUAUAAUGAUACCUGCUCCUUCACUUGGACAGGAGCAGAGCAUAUUAAUCAAGACAUAUUUGAGUGUCGCACCUGUGGCCUUGUUGGCUCCUUGUGUUGCUGUACAGAAUGUGCAAGAGUGUGCCAUAAAGGGCAUGACUGUAAGCUCAAGAAAACUUCACCAACAGCGUAUUGUGAUUGCUGGGAAAAAUGUAAAUGCAAAGCUCUGAAGUCUGGCCAUCAGACUGCACGAUUUGACCUUUUGUCAAGGCUCAUCACAGAGACUGAUCUAGUGAACAUAUCCAAUGGUAGAGGUGAAAACCUUCUCCUGUUCUUGGUACAAACUGUUGGGCGGCAAGUCACUGAACAGAAGCAGUGGUCUAGGUGUCGUUCGUCGUCAUCAUCAUCUACUCGUAAGAAUACGCUGUCAGAUGUAGUCAACAUGGAGGUACCUGACCAUGAUUUAGAACCACCCAAGUUCAGCCGAAGAGCACUUGAACGUUUGCUGAAUGACUGGGCAGCUGUGAGAGCCAUGAUCAUGACGGGUCAUAAGGAAGAAAGUCCUCCUUCGUCUGCAUCCACUGAUGAUAUUAAUUUCAUGCAGUUUCAAGGUCAUACAACCCACCUGGACAAAUUUACGUAUUGCUUGCUUGUGAAGUUAGCAACUCAGGUUGAGCCUAGGAAUCUCAAGCUGAAGCACCUAAUUAAUAGUGACGAUGAUGAACGAAAGAUGAUUGCUGACACAAUGGUGACUGCUCUCAUUAACACAUUGAUCAGAGAGCUGCACAAUGACACAGUUCCUGGAAGAAAGCAGGAAGCAGAAAAGGUGGCCAGGAGGUUUAUUGCAUCAGUGGUUAGGAUCUUUGUUAUUUUAGCCAUUGAAAUGAUGCCUAAUGCUGGGAAAAAGAAGCCAGGCAGCUCCUACACGCAGUCCCUUGCUAAAUGUAUCAAAGUAUUUGAGUCCAUCAUUCCAGUGGCUGUGACAGAACUAUGUGAUGCUGCAGAUGCCCUUAUGUUGCCUGUACGGCUCAACUAUGUCAAGCCGACUGCACCUUUUCCACUCACGUCAACCCAUGUAGAUGGCAAUCAUGGCUGCAAGGAGAUGUUUGAAGUGGAACCCCUUCAGUGGCAACAGCAUAGAAUGGGUGGUGAACCAUUAUCUUCAGCUGGAGGAAAUAGUGUGUCCAGAGGAGCUGGUGGAAGUGGUGGAGGGGAAGAGGAGGAGGAGGCUGGGGAGGAAGAAGUAGCUCCACUCCCAGGCCCAGCCCCAGGGACAAGACCAAGGAGGGCUCGACCAGAUCACAUUCUCCCUCCCCAGGUGGAUGACCAUGAUAAUGAAGGGGGAAGUGAACGUGAUGAUGCUAAUGAGCGUUCAGAGCAAGAAGGAGACGGAGGAGCAGAAGUAGAGGGUGGAGAAUCAGACAUGGAAUUGGACUUGUUAGCAGAGUCAGACAGUGACAGUGAUGAUAACCAGUCUGCUGUAGAUAAUACAUCAACUCAACGAUCAGUUCAGACUGGUGCCACUGCUGGGAGUGAUGGAGAGGAUGAUUCUGGUGAGUCUUCUCCAGGUGAAGAUGAAGAUGAUGAGAGUGAAGCAGCUGAAACGGAUGAAUUUGAUUCCGGUGAACUCUUUUCUGAUGAGCAGUUAGAAAGGCGAGUUAACACUUCCUCUACUGCUCGUAAUAUUGCACCUCACAAUCUGCAGUGGGCUGUGAGGAAUCCCCGUGAUAGUACCUCACGUUCUGGAGGAACAACUGGAGGCCCUACAGCCACAGGUACCUCCAACCCUACCUCUAGUGGCUUAAUAUACAUUGAUCCAACUUCACUCAGGCAUGGACCUACAUCCACAUCAACAGUUACACCAUCCUCCCAUGAGCCUGUUAGUCUGGCUACUACUAACAAUACUCUUGCAAGGGCUUUUACAAUUGUGAUUAGGCAGAUGAGCUCUCUUUUGAGUUUGGCCUGUGACGUGGUAAGAGAUGGAGGCCUCACCUCUAGAGGUCCUGCUGGAAGUGGAGGUGGUGUUCCUGGCAGCAGCAGUAGUGCCACUGCCACCACUCAGAUGUGCCUCACACCGACCAUUAUUGCAGCUCUUCUUAAGCAGGUUGAUGCUCGCCUUCGUCCCACUUGGGAUUGGCUGAUGAGCCUCAUGGAUUCAACAGAGUCCCAGCUAAGAUUUGGAAGAGAAUUGAACCAACUCAUUGAAGGAAGUGGAAGCAGCAGCACACCACCAACAGCACCACCAGCAGGAGUAUCCCAGACACGCCCCCGUGAAAGAAGUGCGGGAAGAACUGGCCUUCCAUUUAUACGAGAUCCAUUGAUUAGUCCACUUUCAAGGUACCAGAGUGCUAGGCGUGGAGCAAGAACCACCAAUACAACAGCUGAUCCACAGAAUGCUCGAAGGGAUACUCUCUCCUAUGUGGUCUCUCUUCUGCGAGCCCAUAAGAAUGAACACUGUGACACACUACCAGAUAUAGAUGUUGGAUCUCUGAAACAUAUUGCAUAUGUAUUUGACGCUCUCAUUAGCUACUUGCGGUGCUGUGAGACAGACAGCAGUGCUCACAUAGACUCGGGUGGGGCUGAGUGUACGGGUUUUUCUUGGGAACGGGAUGAGAAUGAAAAUGAGGAUGACAUGGAUGAUCUGCCAUCAGUCACCCCUUCAGCUGGUGAUAGUGAGUCAGCUGAUGAGGAUUCAAAUCUUUCCAAUUCUAGAGGACGAAAACAUACAUUCUUCCAGAGAUCACAGUCGACACUUUGCUUGGGAUCAGUGGGUGCAGAUGUAUUUAGCAGUCCUUUACAAGAAGCUUUGCCUCUUGCUGAUAAACCUCACUUACUUCAGCCAAAUGCUCGGAGAGAAGAACUGUUUGGCAUUCCUCGAACACAUACUCACAAUACAAGUCAAGGGACUAGAAUUCCCCUGGACACUCCAUUGUCAAGAUUGGGUGUAUUAGAGAAUCUACAUAUGGUGGGCCCAUACCCACCAACACCACAACAGUCUUAUGCACAUAUGUUAGGCUCUGCCAGAACUCCUGACCAUCAACCGACGGACUUGUCUGUAUAUGCAACAGGACAAAUUAGAGAUUUAAAGGAUGAAGACAUGAGUGAGGAUAGUGGUGAGACAUCUCAGGAGAGAGCACCAAUCAUUGUGUCUCCAAGGCGUACGGGGAGCAGCUUAGGUGGGGGGAUUAGCGAUCACAGCAGCGGCUCUUCUGCCUCCUACGUGCCUGAGUCCACCCCUGCCCGGUCCAGUGUCAAAAGCGUUAUUGUACGGGUGGGGUCUUCUACAGUUGCCAAUGCGUUUAAAUCUGAGGUUGCCUCAUCAUCGUCACUGUCGUCAAGCCUGUCAGCCACCGCUGCUUCCACCCCUUGCACACCCUCCUCAAGCCUAGGGGGUAGAGGUGGUGCAGACCUACUUGUGGUGCCGCUAGAUGGAAGAACCAGCAGGGGUUCAGAGAUGGGCCUUCAUGCACCCCAUGAUGUGUCUGCUAAUGUUACCAUCGAUACCACGCAUGAUCAGAUGAGACCUGCUCUCUUAAGAAGUGGAGUUUCCCAAGAUCUUCUGCUUGGACGUUGGAGACUGACCCUAGAGCUGUUUGGUAGAGUCUUCAUAGAUGAUGUUGGAGCUGAACCAGGCUCUAUCAUUGCCCAGCUAGGAGGAUUCCCAGUCAAAGAAGCCAAAUUUAGACGGGAAAUGGAAAAGUUGAGAAAUUGCCAGCAGCGUGAUUUGAAUCUGACAAAGAUCGACCGUGAGAGAGGACAGUUGAUCACCCAGACAUUCAAGGAACUCAACACUCAGUACAACAACUAUCACCGUCGAGGAACACAGUCAUCACCACCCUUGGCUGUUAACCGAGUUAAAGUGACAUUCCGUGAUGAGCCAGGGGAAGGCUCUGGUGUUGCUAGAUCAUUUUACACAGCCAUUGCAGAGGCCCUGUUGUCAGGGGAGAAACUCCCGAGCCUGGAAUCUUGCCAGGUGAGGCCAAAAGAAGUUGGAUUGCCUGUAGUUCGGUAUAGUCUAUAUGGUCAGUACAAGGGGCGAGACAGAGAUCGUCGCCAGGGAGCCUCGUCAUCAAGGUCAUUGCAGAGAAGAGAUGCCCGCAAGACGCUCUCUGUAGAUGCGCGACCCUUCUACAUGACGGGCGAGGGCAGUAGUAAUGAACACUUACCAUCAAAUAUGCUACAGAUUGGUGAAGCCUUGUUCCCAAAGGUGCAGAGUCUUAGACCAUCUUUGGCAAGCAAGAUCACAGGGAUGCUUCUAGAACUGACACAUGCUCAGUUGCUCCUUCUGUCUGCAAGCGAAGAUGCCCUGCGCCAGAAAGUAGACGAGGCAGUGGAUCUUAUCCUUGCUCAGGGUCGUGACCACACACCAGAAUAUUCUCCAUCCCAUCAAGAUACAGAUGAAGGUGGGGAGGAACCUGAGGAUGCAAGUGCUCCCCUGUUCUACCAGCCAGGGAAAAGAGGAUUCUACUCUCCUCGCCAGGGUCGCCCAACUCCCGAGAGACUUAAUGCCUUCCGCAAUGUUGGCAGGUUACUUGGGUUAUGCCUGUUGCAGAAUGAAUUGUGCCCAAUCUACCUAAACCGCCAUGUCCUCAAGUACAUCCUAGGACGCCCCAUUCGUUUCCAUGACUUGGCCUUUUUUGACCCUGUCAUGUAUGAAAGCUUGCGAAAGCUGGUGCUGGAUGCAGAGAACAAAGACACCGGAGCUGAUGUGUUCAAAGCUCUGGACCUUACCUUCAGCAUUGAUGUAAUUCCUGAAGAAGGUGGCACAAAUAUAGAACUGAUUAGUGGUGGCAGAAAUGUGGAGGUGACAACAGCUAAUGUAUAUGACUAUGUCCGCAAGUAUGCAGAGUAUCGCAUGGUAAAAUCUGAAGAGAAGGCCCUACAGAAUAUUCGUGAUGGUGUAUUCGAUGUAAUCCCAGGAGGAUCCCUAGAUUCCCUAACAGCUGAAGACCUGAGGCUGUUGUUAAAUGGGGUUGGGGACAUCAAUGUAGCUACACUUAUAUCCUAUACGUCUUUCAAUGAUGAGAGUGCGGAAUCAUCAGACCGUCUUCACAAGUUCAAACGGUGGCUAUGGUCUAUAGUUGAGAAAAUGACAAACCAGGAAAAGCAGGACUUGGUAUACUUCUGGACCGGUUCUCCUGCUCUGCCCGCCUCAGAAGAAGGAUUCCAGCCAAUGCCAUCUGUCACUAUCAGACCAGCUGACGACUCGCAUCUACCUACAGCAAACACUUGCAUUAGCCGCCUAUAUAUUCCUUUGUAUUCUACUCGUGCUAUUUUGCGAUCUAAACUGUUGUUAGCCAUCAAGACUAAAAACUUUGGCUUUGUGUGAGUGUAACCCAAGAAGCUUAAAAUUUGUGGCAGACUUUGAACCAUGUUGAAUUAUAAUAAAGCAGUUAGUGACUAAUGAACGUCUAAGGGAACAUGAAUUGUGUAUGGUGACUGCAAGCGAGACAGAUGGAGUCGAGUGAGCAAAUAAACAAGAUGAUUUUGGGAGUGCUGGUCAUAUGGCAUAGGAAUUUGAAAAUUCUUUGGCUUACUAGUGUUGUGCCUGUACGAAAGAACUAUUAUUUUGUGUGAUUGGAAUCUGUGGCCUCCAGGUUUGGCUGGCUAGACUUAAAUCUUGUGUGCAUUCCCUGAUUUCAAAUAAAUGAAAUUCAUAUUCAGCUAUUUGAAAUGAUGUGAAAAAUAGUUUCCUUAAAAGCUAUUAUCUGGUUAUUGUUAAAGUGUGUAAGCAGUGUGUAUUGAAAUAAAAAAAAGAAGAAAUUCCAUUGUUGUACAAUAGCCAAGUAGAUAUGAGUAAAAUCUUGACCAGCUUCCUUUGUGUAUCUUUCCUUGUUUCCCAGAAAAUCAAACAAAAAUGUACAUGCACCAAGUAAGGACAUAGAGUAUGAACUUCCAAAUUUCCAUCACAUUAAAUCAGUUAACAUGCUCAGUGCACGAUAAAGCUGAUGAUCCAGCUAAUGUUUUCAUGAUUUAUCAACCAAAGACAGAAUGUGUAUAUCACGCAUUUUAGCUUGCUGAAAUGCCCAUUUACAUUCCAAAUGACAUUUCUUACAAUUAGUUUAAGUUCCAGAUAACUCAGUUGCUCACUAACAGUUUCACUAGGAUCAUCUGUAUUGAUACUUAACUAUGAAAACAAAUAUCUUGGGCAGACUCUGUGAAAGCUGAAUGUGAAUUUUAAAAAAUACAAACUCUAUUAGCUUCAAAGAAUCAAGUAAAGUGGUGCUAUUUUAGGAACGACAAUUGUCAUUACAAAUUUUAUCGUAAUGGAAAUAGCUGUUUUAGAUAUAAAUGUUCAUAUGGGGAUAUGCAAAGAACAAAUGUCACAGCCCAAAAAUAAGCAGUGUAAAGUAAGUUUGGAAACUUUUUUAUAGUUUGUAUUCUACUAAAUGUGAAAGGGGAGUUGCUGUUUAUUUUAAGAAUAUUGACUAGAAAAUAAGGGAUUUGACUAUUUUUUGUAGCACCUUUAAGGCUGCAGGUGAAUGCAUAUAAUGUGUUAAUAGUUCUUUAAAUCGGAAUUGCCAAAAUGGUUGUUUAUUACUGAAAUCAGGUUUUUGGAAAAUGGUAGACUGCUGUGCAAAUCGAAAACCAGCGUCUUAUGUCAGAAUGGUUAAGUGUAAGCUUUAUAAAAAAAAAAAUUGUUCACAUGUUUAGGUCUCAAAAAAUGAAAGCAGAAUAUUUAUAAAGAGAUAAAGUUGAAUAAGGUGAACUUCCCCCAUGUCUGUGCUUUUCAAUGUUUAAUUUUGUUCAAACUGAUGGCAUUCCGUUUGUGAAAAUGGAAAUUAUUCAAAUGAUGUAUAUUGUAAAUUAGUCCAAACAUUAGCACUCCAUAACCUUCAUUCUGUUUUCUCAUGAAGAAAAAGUGGUGCAUAGCCACAUUUAUUUCAUCAUCACUGAAUCCACCCAUGUUGUCUUCACUGCUAUGAGUCCUAAAGAAAACUGACACAGCUUUACAUUCUGUGAUUGUUUUAUGUCCACACACCAGUGCACAUGUACACAUUUAUAUGUAUGGGCAUACUACACAUACAUUUACGUCUGUAUAUACACUCAUGAGUACAGCACAUACUCCUGUAUGUGUAUACAAGUAUGUUUGUGUACAAUUGCAUAUACAUACACAUGUACUCAUUCACCUACAUCUGCGUAUACAUACAAAUACACAUACUCAUGCAUAUACACAUACUGGUACACAUGCACAAAAUACUGUUUAUGGAAACUAUGUAAAGGAAAGUGUGAUUUUGUUUAUUAGAAAAUUGAAUAAAAAGACGUAUGAAAGGUAAUGUUAAUUUGGCUGAAAAGUCAUAGUGUGCUGUUUAAUUUGUACUAAAAAGAAAGAAUUUACCAAUCAACACGACUUUGAAUAAUACUGACUUUCUGAGUUAAAGAAGUCCACAUUUAAAGUGCACCAUAAUCACUAAAUGAUACUUGGAAAUUUACAUGCAUAAUCAGUAAAAAAAAGUUUUGUUGUACAUAGUUAACAAAAAGGUGAAGUACAAUGCAUGUGUUGUUAAACUAUGCGUAUAUCAUAUUAUUAGUAUUCAGAAUUGAAAUUUUCUGUUUUAACUGAAAUUCAUCUUCUCUUCAUAUUAUUUUUAUGAAAUCGGUCAGACCUGUGACAUUACCUAAGUCGGGUCAUGAUUAUGAUAUUGGAGAAAAAAUGUAUUGUUUUCUCAAGUGUAAAUUUACCCUCUGCAUUUUCAAUUGUUUGUAAGCUGCUGCAGUUUGGGGAAUGGAGCAGAGACUUUUAGAGAGAAAGUCUGUGGUGUCUUCAUAUAAUAUGUAAUAAUAUCAAAUAAAAAAUCAUAAAGGAUGAA